Messenger RNA from Arabidopsis thaliana (thale cress), 1207 nucleotides. It is a transcript of the gene RABA3, whose product is annotated as RAB GTPase homolog A3. Bases 265 to 978 code for a protein of 237 amino acids. The record is from RefSeq and is marked reviewed. The transcript is spliced from 2 exons. Lineage: Eukaryota; Viridiplantae; Streptophyta; Magnoliopsida; Brassicales; Brassicaceae. Gene Ontology annotation, molecular function: GTP binding; GTPase activity. Gene Ontology annotation, cellular component: Golgi apparatus; endosome membrane.
AUUUCAACGACUUAAACCAAACCAAAUUUACGAAAUUUUGGUUUGUAGCAGUUUUAGUUUUAUUAAAUAUGGUUGCGAAUGGUUAUGAGUGAAUCCAACCAAUCUCACUGAAGUGGUUCAGAAUUUUUGUUAAUUCGGUAUAUUCGUACUGAACCAUAUAAAACCAAAUUUCUUCUCCUUUCUUCUCUUUUCUCUGUUUCACUCACUCCCACUUUACUCAAAAGAGACUUAAACUUUAUAGUUGUUUUCUUCAUCAGCGCAAUAAUGAACGAAGAGAUGAGCGGUGAGUCGCCGGAGAAUAACAAACACGUAAAGAAACCGACGAUGCCGGAAAAGAUCGAUUACGUGUUCAAGGUGGUGGUCAUUGGAGAUUCUGCUGUCGGGAAAACGCAGCUCCUCUCACGUUUUACACACAACGAGUUCUGUUAUGAUUCAAAAUCAACCAUUGGUGUCGAGUUUCAGACACGGACCAUCACUCUUCGGGGCAAACUCGUCAAAGCUCAGAUCUGGGACACCGCCGGUCAAGAGAGAUACAGAGCGGUGACUAGCGCCUACUACAGAGGUGCGUUAGGUGCGAUGGUGGUUUACGACAUUACCAAACGCCUCUCAUUCGACCACGUUGCACGUUGGGUCGAGGAAUUACGUGCUCACGCCGAUGAUUCCGCCGUGAUCAUGCUCGUCGGAAACAAAGCCGAUCUCUCCGUUGGUAAACGUGCCGUUCCUACGGAGGAUGCAGUCGAAUUCGCCGAGACUCAACGGCUUUUUUUCUCGGAAGUCUCGGCUCUAAGCGGCGGAAACGUCGACGAAGCUUUUUUCCGUUUACUCGAGGAGAUUUUCAGCCGCGUUGUUGUUUCGAGAAAAGCUAUGGAAUCCGACGGUGGAGCCACCGUGAAACUUGACGGUUCGAGAAUUGAUGUCAUCUCUGGUUCGGAUCUUGAGACUAGUAAUAUCAAGGAACAAGCUUCGUGCUCGUGUUGAAAUUUUGAGUGAUAGGCCAUAAAAUCAAAAGCCAAUUAUUGGGCCUUUCUUUAAGCCCAUAUAUGACUCGGAUCUUUGUUUGGGUUUUUCAUGUUUAGAGAAUUAGAGGUGGUGCUUAUAGUAAAAUCAAAAAGCUAUUCAUGUGUCACUCGUAAUCUCUUUGACAUUCUUGUAUAUGUAAAGAAAAAACAAUUCUUUUAUUCUGUCAAGUUCCAAGGAGUUUCUUCUA